Molecule: messenger RNA, 2673 nt
Organism: Australozyma saopauloensis
Lineage: Eukaryota; Fungi; Ascomycota; Pichiomycetes; Serinales; Metschnikowiaceae
Product: cullin
Exons: 1
Coding region: 1-2673 (890 amino acids)
Biological process (GO): ubiquitin-dependent protein catabolic process; protein ubiquitination
Cellular component (GO): Cul3-RING ubiquitin ligase complex
Molecular function (GO): ubiquitin protein ligase binding
Source: RefSeq, a predicted model, not a curated record
AUGAACUCUGCCGCGAGUAGGCGAACGAAAAUCCGGCCACCUCGCAAAUCUAUAGGUGUUUCGAACAGUACAUCCAAUGGCCCAUUUGACUACGACUUGUCGUGGCAAGACUUGGCGAAAGCAAUAGAGCAGAUCCAACACAAAAACGUCUCCAGCCUACUGUAUGAGCAGUUGUAUAGAAAAGCCUAUGUGGCAGUGCUUGGAAAAUGCGGCGAGAAAUUGUAUAAAGAUGUCAGUGAGCUCGUGACAAAGCACCUCCUCACCAGAAGAGAGGCAGUGUUGAACUUGCUCAACGGAACAUUCACUAAUACCAACGAAGAGCUAUUGAAGGCGGUAGUGCAGGAAUGGACAGAGCAUUUACAGAUGAUGAAGUUCAUAAGUGACGUCUUAAUGUAUUUGAAUAGAGCGUAUGUCAGGGAGAACAAAAAGCUAUUGACAUAUGACCUUGGCAUUGUGCUAUUUGAUGUCUCGUUUCUACGCUACAACAAUAUGGAGGUCGGCUCCAGAUUAAUAUCAACUGUCGUCGAUGAAAUCUCAAAAUCUCGCAGUGGCCAGGUCAUUAAAACAAAACUGUAUCUUGCGCAAGUGAUUGCCAUGCUAGAGAUCCUUCUGGAAGACAGAGUCGGUACCAAUUUAUCUGUUCCCAGCGCACAGGGACGGUCAAGCUUGUACCAUGAUGAGUUUGAGUUCCAGUUGUUGAGCGCUUCGGAAUCGUACUUCUCUGAGUUGGCGAACAAUUACAUGAGUGCCGCAAAUGGUACUAAAUAUCUCCACGAUGUACAACUAUUUAUAAAAGAUGAAGAGUUUCGUCUCCGCAGUUUACUUCCGAGACAAGAGAGUUCCGAGGCUAUCACUCAUUCUGAUACAUUCUCCAAGGUAAAGUCCAUCAUGGACAAUACUCUAAUCAAAAAUUACAUCGACCGCGUCAUAACAUACCCCAACGAAAACCAAGGUCUUCUGUUUUGGUUGGAACCUUUGCUUGUUGCAUCGUGCGACGCUGCUAUGAGCCCUACUAUGUUCGUUGGCUUCUCCAGAGACAACAUCAAAGAACUCCAGACCCUAUACACCUUGGUAGGACGAAUAGAUGCUGACAGGAAUUUAUUGAAGUACCACCUUCGUGAAACAAUCGUUGCUCAGGGGUCGCGGCUCACAACGUUAAUCACUUCCCAUCUUGAGCAGGUGUCUGCUGCCAAUGCUACAGCAGGAUCGAAAAAGCUGUCAUCCGGCGUGAAUUCCUCUAGCUUCGCGGUAUUGUGGGUUUCUAUAAUUCUUGAUUAUCAUAGAAGACUACUAAAUGUGGUUCAAAAUGCAUUUGAAGGCGAUCCCUCCGUCAGCCAAACAAUCUACGGCGCUGUCAGAGAGUUCGUAAACGCUUCAAACCAGGGCCCGAGCAAGAGAGGAUCAUUAUCGCCAUCUACAAAUGCCCCGGAGUUGUUGUCAAUCUUUAUGGAUCAUCAUAUCAAAAGUCUAUCCAAGUCGAUUGGGUCAAGUAAGCUUGCGACAGAUACAAAUGUAAGUGUUGACGAGUUGGAGGACUUCAUCACGAAGUCCAUCUCUUUCUUGACCCUCAUCAAGGACAAGGAUGCAUUCGAGGCUCAUUAUGCUGCACAUUUCGCUAAGAGAUUUUUAAGCGCCAAAAGCUCUCAUAGUGUUAGCUGGGGCUUGGCAGGAACUGAUCUUGAAGAACUAAUAAUUGCGAAACUUGGAGACGAGAUGGGCAGAGGAGGAUCUUCUUUUGAGAAAAUUGUGAAGAUGAGGAGAGAUGUCAAGCUGUCACACGAUUUAACAAGUGAAUGGAAGAGCCAUGUUUCUCAAAACAAGCUUGACCUUGUUGAACUUGAGUUGAAGAUUUGCAAUCUCUCUGAAUGGCCUAAAUCCAUGACCAAAGACUACAAGAAUUUCUCCAAUCAAGACGGUGAGAUUGGCUUCAUUUGGCCGUCUGUUCUACGAAAAACGAUGCGAACAUUCGAGGAGUACUGGUUAAGCGAAAAGAAGAACGACAAUAAGACCUUGUAUUGGAGUCCGAAGUUCGGCCUGAUCGACAUGAUAAUCACAUACCCAACCAAAACAUAUGACAUCAACCUCUCAACACUAGCUGGUGUCAUCAUGCUUUUGUUUGCCCCACUGUCUACCGAUGCACUGGGAGAGCCAGUUCUGGCUUUCGCCGAAAAACGAGUUCUCAAAUACGAAGAAAUCAGGGACCUCACAAAGAUAGCCGAGCCAGAGCUCAAGAGACAGUUGCAAUCUAUCGCAGUUGCACCAAGACUGCGACUUUUAGUCAAAUCGCCCAUGACAAAAGAGGUCAACGAAGGGGAUGAAUUUCGUCUUAAUGAGAAAUUUAAGUCGCCCACCUCGAAAGUGAGGGUUCUUACUGUUUCUUCCUCAUCCAGUAGAGCCGAGAGCACAAAGGCAGAGAAACAGGAUGAAGAGAAGGAAGUGAGAGGGAACAUCGAGGAAGGACGCAAGCAAUUGCUCAAUGCAGCCAUUGUGCGGGUAAUGAAAUCACGUCAAACGCUUUCACACAAUGAACUUAUUGAGGAACUCUUGAAGCAGCUCCAGAACCGAUUCGAGCCUCUGAUGACAGUCAUCAAAAGACGGAUAGAAGAUCUCAUAGACAAGGAAUAUUUGAAACGAGACGAUCUGGAACACAGUGUGUACCACUACAUAGCAUAG